AUGGCCACAAAGCGCCCUCGCGCCGUCUUUGAGACGGAGCAUUCCCAUUCUCCCUAUGCAGUCUACGGCACUCCUCUGCCACCACUAGAAGAAGGAUCCCGCGAUGAUGGCUCCUACCAACCCAUCUGGAAGCAAGAGGUGACCGAUGAACGCGGAAGGAAACGACUACACGGUGCCUUCACUGGCGGGUUCAGUGCUGGGUACUUCAAUACCGUCGGCUCGAAAGAGGGAUGGACCCCCGCGACCUUCGUCUCGUCUCGGCAGAAUCGCGCCCGAGAUGCGAAACGCCCUGAACAACGACCGGAGGAUUUCAUGGACGAGGAGGAUUUGAGGGAGCAGGAGGAAUCGCGCAACCUAAACACAACCGAAGGGUUUGCGGGCUUUGGUUCCACCGAAGCGGAUGCUACACGGAGGGCAGGUCUGAUGGACUUGCUUAAGACGGGCGGCGAAACAAUGGGUGUGAAAUUAUUGAAAAAGAUGGGCUGGAGGGAAGGACAAGGUAUUGGGCCGAAAGUACGGCGCAAAGCCAAUCUGGAGGUGAAGGCCACGGCAGGUGCUCCGGAGGAGACAUACCUCUUCGCACCUGAGAAUCCGCCAAUGGUCGCAUUCGUCCGCAAAACAGAUCACAAGGGUCUAGGCUUUGCGGGUGAGGCCCAGCUUGAGAAGCCUGACCAGGCCAACCGGGAGGAGGAGGAAGAAUCAGACUCGUUUUUUGGGGAUCGCUUGUCUACCAAGAAGAAAACAGCCAAAAAACCGCAACGAUCAGGCUUUGGUGUGGGCAUUCUCAAUGAUACUGGGUCUGAUGAUGAAGAUCCCUACUCUCUUGGUCCGCAAAUAUCAUACAACAAAACCAUCGGGGGCAAGAAAAAGAAGGCCAAGGAGUUGAAGCCCGCAAUUACUUCCGCAAAUCCUUUACUUAACGCCAAGCCCGUUUUUAUAUCUAAAAAAGUUGUUGCUGCGCGCAACGCUGGAGGGUUCAGGAAAUGUCGCGAUGGACGAUUGCCCCUGGAUGGGUUCGUUCUCGCAGAUAGUCUUUCAGGCCUCUCCAUUUCUGACAAGAAAUACGAACCUCCACAUAUUCCUGAGGGUUGGAAAUCUUCACGAAAAGCUGCAACCGAGCGCGCAGAGUAUGUGUCUACAGCAGAUGCAGCCAAAUCAUCUUCUCUAAACCCUACCUCGAGAGCUGCCGUCCUGGGUGAAGCUCAGCUCCCAGGCAAAUCUAUUUUCGAUUGGAUGACACCAGAAGCUCGCGAGCGCAUCGUCAAACUCACCGGAAAUACCAAUCUGCCACAGGCUAUGGGUGAAAAGGCGCCGAAGGGCUAUGAACUAUCGGAAGCCGACCGACGCCGAGAUCUGUGGGACCUUGUUCCCAACCUAGACAAACAAACUGCUGUGCAAGCGCUGACUCGAGGUGUCAGUGGAUGGAUGCCUUACGCCGAAGAUGAAGCCAAGCGCGCUCGAUAUCGGACUUUUAUCGAGAUUCGAGCCGGUCUCCGCGAUACCCUCCCAGACCGAUUGCCAGGAUCCAGCACCGACGAUUGGGUAACAGAGAUGCAAGAAUUUGCUCGGGCUGCCGAAGUAUUCAAACCCAUCUCGGGUGUCAUGGCAUCCCGAUUUACUUCGGCCUCCUCAGGUCCCAAGCUUGCCUCCGAUGCACCCGACUCGUCCGAUUCCCCUCUUACUCGGCCCUCUGAGAAACCCGAUGAUCCGGCAGUGGCUGCAGCCAAGAUUGGCAUGUUUGGUCAAUUAACCCGAAGGACGACUUCCUUUUUCCCCACCCGCUUACUCUGUAAACGUUUCAAUAUCAAGCCACCCGAUCAUGUUCAGCUUGACCCCGGUGGGUCCUCUAGUGACACUAAGGGACCUGGUACUCGCUUCCAAUCAGGCGGAUACGAGACCCCGUCCGGUCCCAGAGAUUUGAUCUCUCACGAAGUGAUGAACAUGAUUUUGAUUGAAUCUGGUCGUCAACCUGUGAAUUCGGAAGAGAAGCCGAAACCUGCCCCAGUGGAGCCUGAGCAUAAUGCCGCGAUCGAAGUGGAACGACCUGGGGAUGCCAUCUUCAAGGCGAUCUUUGGCAGUGACGACGAGGAUGAAGAAUGA
This is a messenger RNA of Penicillium malachiteum, 2100 nucleotides long. RefSeq lists its product as uncharacterized. NCBI's taxonomy places the organism in Eukaryota, Fungi, Ascomycota, Eurotiomycetes, Eurotiales, Aspergillaceae. The coding region runs from base 1 to 2100 and encodes 699 amino acids. The transcript is spliced from 2 exons. Gene Ontology annotation, cellular component: nucleus. Gene Ontology annotation, biological process: mRNA processing. The record is from RefSeq and is a predicted model, not a curated record. Gene Ontology annotation, molecular function: RNA binding.